Messenger RNA from Periophthalmus magnuspinnatus, 2114 nucleotides. RefSeq names its product gastrula zinc finger protein XlCGF57.1-like. The record is from RefSeq and is a predicted model, not a curated record. Gene Ontology annotation, cellular component: nucleus. The coding region runs from base 93 to 1757 and encodes 554 amino acids. NCBI's taxonomy places the organism in Eukaryota, Metazoa, Chordata, Actinopteri, Gobiiformes, Gobiidae. The transcript has 2 exons.
GACCCCGGGAUGAGGACCCCUAUGUGAUUAGCUUUAGCCUCUAAGCUAACGGGACAAACCUCCGUCGCGGACUCACGGUUUAAGAAUGAGACAUGUCCAGAACGCCGCGCCCCCAGGAGCCACAGGAGGACCAGGAGCCACAGGAGGACCAGGAGCCCCCACAGGAGGACCAGGAGCCCCCACAGGAGGACCAGGAGCCCCCACAGGACCCCCCGGAGCCCGCCGCAGCUUUGGAGCCAGUCUGUGUAAAACAAGAGCCAGACGAACAGCUGCAGGAGCUCCCCCUCGCUCCUGUCACCGUGAAACCGGAAGAUGAAGAAAAUUCCUCUGUGCUUCACCAAAAAACAACUGAGGAGAACAGAGAGGAAACCAACGGAGAGGAAUGUGGAGCAGACCAGAGACCAUACAGCUGUUUAGCUAGUGAGGAGCAGAGGGAGGAGCAGAGGGAGGAGCAGACUGACAGCUCUGACGACUAUAGUCCAGAAAAGCCUGCAGGAUGUGUGAGAGAGAGCACCAAACCCUGCAGAUGUUCAGACUGUGGCAGAGUAUUCCAGCGACUUUCAGAGUUACGGCGACAUGAAUUGAUUCACACGGGACAGAAACCUUUCAUGUGUCCUUUUUGUCAGAAAUGUUUCAGACGACAGAGUCAUGUGGACGGACAUAUUAGAAUUCACACGGGCGAGAAACCUUACAGCUGUUCAGUUUGUCAAAAGGGUUUUGCAAAAAAGACAAGUUUUAUUAAACACGUCCAAACCCACCCAGAGGCUCCGCCUUUACCAAAGACUCUGGUCACAGGGACUCGCUCUGAGCCCGGGGCCGCGGUAAAACGAGAGGUCAGAUCAUACAGCUGUUCAGAAUGUGGCAAGAGCUUCAAGAAUAGUGCAGCUCUAGAAAAGCAUCGUGCAGCUCAUCAGGGAGAGCGCCCCCACCAGUGUGCAUCAUGUCACAAAUGUUUUAAGAAUAAAAGUCACUUAAACCAGCAUCAAAUAAUCCACCUGAGUGAGAAACCUUACAGCUGUUCUGUCUGUAAAAAAUCCUUUUCUCGGAGCAGAACUCUGAGGGACCAUUUAAAGACACACUGUGGAGAUGAACGGUCUCAAGAGCGCCCCCUCUCUGUGAGCAAAGGCGAGCACAAGCCACACCUCUGCUGCGAAUGUGGCAAAAGGUUCCAGCGCAGGGCUGAACUGCAGAGCCACACGCUCACUCACAGUGGAGAGAAACCUUUCAGGUGUCCAGUCUGUCACCAGGCAUUCCGGGGACACUUUAAACGUCACCUGAGGACGCACACGGGCGAGAAACCGUUCACUUGUCCCAUCUGUCACAAGGGCUUCGUGCAGAGCUCUAACCUGAAGGCUCAUAUUCGCGUACACACAGGAGAGAGACCUUUCAGCUGUUCAGUUUGUCAGAGCCACUUCAUCUCCAAAGGCAGUCUGCAGAAGCACAUGAGGAGCCACACGGGAGAGAAGCCUCACCGCUGCCCCCUGUGUGACAAAGGCUUUGUGGAGAAAACGCUGCUACGCGCACACAUCGUCCUCCACACGGGACAGAAACCAUUCGGCUGUUCAGUGUGCCCCAAGUCCUACACCGACCGCGGCUCUCUGCGCAAACACAUGAAGAAGCACUGCCCCGAGUCUGUCCAAGAGACCGAGGAAGAGGAGAGGGAAGAGGAGAGGGUAGAGGAGGAGGGAGCAGAGGAGGAGGGAGCAGAGGAGGAGGGAGCAGAGGAGGAGGGAGCAGAGGAGGCAGAUUCUAUAUGAGAGACUUUGUAAAAGUCCCAUAUCACACUACUCUCUACUGUCUGUUCUAAUGUUUCCUCAUCACAAACAGACCUGGAGUUGUGUUUUGUUUCACGUUUAACACACGUGUGUGUUAAAAUGUGUGUCCUUCUUAUGGAAAUCCAGUUUGAAAUGUUUGUAUCGUGACAACACUCAUUUACUGUUUGAUGUUUUCCACUGGUUUAAAAUCUUAUGCUGCUUUUCGAUCACAAAUUGUUGAUUUCUGAGGAGAAAGUGAAGCCUCCAGACUCGUGUGUCCUGUGUCUUUAAACGUGUUUAAACUCGUGUCACAGACUGUGUUUCAUCAAACCCUGUUGUAUUUAAAUGUCUGAUUUUGUC